This is a messenger RNA of Xenopus laevis (African clawed frog), 1379 nucleotides long. It is a transcript of the gene tagln.L, whose product is annotated as transgelin L homeolog. Lineage: Eukaryota; Metazoa; Chordata; Amphibia; Anura; Pipidae. Gene Ontology annotation, biological process: actin filament organization. The record is from RefSeq and is marked provisional. Gene Ontology annotation, molecular function: actin binding; actin filament binding. Gene Ontology annotation, cellular component: actin cytoskeleton; cytoplasm.
ACUGCACUACCAGUCAGUUCUUUGCAGCAGCAAGAGAAGGACCGUCUUCCAGUGACUUGUACCAGCAGCUAUGGCUAAUAAAGGUCCUUCAUAUGGAAUGAGCCGUGAGGUUCAGUCUCGUAUCGAGAAGAAGUAUGACGAGGAACUAGAGCAACGUCUCGUGCAGUGGAUCAGUAUGCAGUGUGGUGAUGAUGUCGGAACACCAGAACAAGGAAGGCUCGGCUUUCAACAAUGGCUGAAGAAUGGCCUGGUCCUCUCAAAGCUGAUGAACAGUCUCUACCCAAAGGGUUCCCAGCCAGUGAAGAUCCCUGAUCCCCCUCCCAGCAUGGUGUUCAAGCAGAUGGAACAGGUGGCUCAGUUCCUGAAGGCAGCUGAAGAUUACGGGGUGGUUAAAACAGACAUGUUCCAGACAGUAGACCUGUAUGAAGGAAAGGACAUGGCGGCUGUGCAAAGGACAAUUGUGGCACUUGGAAGCAUUGCUGUUACAAAGAAUGAUGGUCAAUACAAAGGGGACCCAUCUUGGUUUAUGAAGAAAGCCCAGGAACACAAACGGGACUUCUCUGAAGAGAAACUGAAGGAGGGAAAGAAUAUCAUUGGCUUGCAGAUGGGGAGCAACCAAGGAGCCACCCAGUCUGGGAUGACAGGAUACGGUCGACCAAGACAAAUUUGCUAAACAACAACAAAAAAAUUGGCAAAAUUAUGAAUAUGACCUCUUUGCUGCCAAAAUUCUAGCCCUAGUUGCAAAGAGGUUAAUACAUAAAUUCAUCUGAGGCCUCACCAUGUACCUAACCGGAAGGGAAAAUGAUCCAAGCUCUCCUGUAAAAAGAAUUUGGCUGGGGCUUUUGAAGGGUUUAAUCUGUCAUGUCCCCUUACAAAACUGUAUGCUGAACUGAAGUUCUGUCUGAAAAAAUUGUUCAGUACACUGGUUUUUAAACCUAUUAAGGGAAUUACCAACAGUGGAUGUGCAAGAAUCACACCAUCUAACUUUCUUCCUAUAACACCAUGCACUGUUGCUGGGUCUCUGAGCACAGGUUUGAAGCCACAUUGUUUAGUAGGCAGUACCACAAGUCUAAUAGUGGCUACUUCAAACCUGGGGAAGUCAACAGCUGGCUGAUGGUGGCUCAAGACUCAGUUUUCAUGAGCUGCACAGCCACAGGUAUGAUCCUGAGAAUAGAGCAAAGGCCAGUUGCCUAGCAAAUCCAUUGCAGGUGCAGUUCUUAGAUCGGUUGUCUAUACUUAUUCAUGUAUUAAAGCCUUGCAGUGCCGUCUACUUUACCCUUGAUGGGUUUGAUUCACUCGACAGAUUUGUUUCUGGGUGUAGCACUUAUUCCAUCUUCUCUGCAUAAUUUAAUAAAUGAGUUUGUUUUUAUAACUGCAAA